Molecule: messenger RNA, 1044 nt
Organism: Pristis pectinata (smalltooth sawfish)
Lineage: Eukaryota; Metazoa; Chordata; Chondrichthyes; Rhinopristiformes; Pristidae
Product: transmembrane and coiled-coil domains protein 1-like
Exons: 3
Coding region: 1-1044 (347 amino acids)
Cellular component (GO): endomembrane system
Source: RefSeq, a predicted model, not a curated record
AUGACUCGAAUCCACUCCAGUGCUUUGGGUUCCCAUGUGGCUGAUGAGGCCAAUGUGGAAUCAUCAGAAUCUGUCACAGCGAGUCCUUCAGGGCAGGGAUGUUACCAGCUGGCCAACAAUGCUGACCGACAGCAGGGGGCCCGCAUCAAGCAGGUCUUCGAGAAGAAGAACCAGAAGUCGGCUCAGACCAUCCUGCAGCUGCAGCGCAAGCUGGAGCAGUGUCACCGCAAGCUGCGUGAGAUUGAGCACAAUGGCAUGCCUCGGCAGCCCAAAGAUGUGUUGCGGGACAUGCAGCAGGGGCUGAGAGGCGUAGGGGCCAAGGUGACGGGUUUCAGUGAGGGUGUCGUGGGUAGUGUACGGGGUGGUCUCUCCAGCUUCUCACAAGCCACCCACUCAGCUGCAGGCGCUGUGGUCUCCAAGCCACGGGAGAUCGCGUCCCUCCUCCGCAACAGGUUUGGCAGCGCUGACAACAUCCCUGCCCUGAAGGACUCGCUGGACGAAGCCCAGGCAGAGGAGUGCCUCAAGGGCCUGGGCAUCUGUGGCAACCUGCAGUCCAGCCCCAAGUAUGGCAGUGAGGAGGAAUGCUCAAGUGGCACAUCAGGAUCAGCUGCCAACAGUGUGUCAGGGGCACCACUGGAACCUGCCACCUCCAAAAACAACACGCUAGACCUCGCCUGCUCGAGCUUCGAGGGGCUAUUCCAAGAACUGCAGCAAGUAAAAGAGACACAGGCCCAGCUGGAGGAAUCAUUUGACACUUUGAAGUCUCACUAUCAAAGGGAUUAUACACUGAUGCUACAAACUUUGCAGGAAGAGCGAUACAGGUGUGAGCGGCUUGAGGAUCAGCUCAAUGACCUGACAGAGCUUCACCAGCACGAAAUCCUCAACCUAAAGCAGGCUGAAAAAAAGGAUCAUUUUAAAGUCAUGGUGAAAAGCAAAACCCAAUAUAACUGUCUAGACCAGACCGAGCAUCAAAAGAACACCCUAAGAAAAGUGAACACUGAAUCAAAAAUGAACUUCAAACGCCUAAUGGAUUUAACGUUAUGA